Molecule: messenger RNA, 672 nt
Organism: Paramacrobiotus metropolitanus
Lineage: Eukaryota; Metazoa; Tardigrada; Eutardigrada; Parachela; Macrobiotidae
Exons: 1
Coding region: 1-672 (223 amino acids)
Molecular function (GO): nucleic acid binding; zinc ion binding
Source: RefSeq, a predicted model, not a curated record
AUGACCGGGGUUCCAGACAACAAGAAAGUCAACCUCCUGACUGACUCUCUAGGGCCAAAGCCAAUCAAACGGAUUGUGGCCAUGUGCCGUCCCCGGAAGCCCACGGAGCUGUCCCUUACGGAGCUGGUCUCCAAGCUUCAAAAGCAGUUUACUGCGUACACUUUCCGAAAAGCCCAGAUUGCGAAAUUCUUUCAGAUAAAGCAGCAGAGUGGCGCAUCUUUAGAAGAUUUUGCAGAAAACCUCUUCGAAGGUACAUCCUACUGCAGCUUCAGCGGUACGCAACUCGACGACAACAUGUGUGCUGCAUUCAUGAAUGGACUACGAAAUGAAUCCACAAGGGCACAACUGAUGUCGAAAGACCUACAGACGUUCGAGGAGACAUUGGAUCUCGCGUCCAGACAUGAGGCCGGCCAGAAAGAAGCGCGACGGUCCAGUGAAUCCUCCAAUACGGUUAACAGAGUUUUCCAGCGCCGCCCAUUCCAGAAGAAUUCCUCCGAUUACAAAUGUCGGAUUUGUGGUUCACGUUCACACAAGCGUGACGAAUGCCCGCACCGCGACAAACGAUGCAAUCGUUGCGGACGGAAAGGUCACCUAGAGGUGGCUUGGGAGACUAGUAUGCGUACGAAUACGAUAUUUACUGAAGAAGAAUUCGAUGUACUAAUGACGUACUAA